CUGGGGCGGGGUCGGGCGCUCUAUAAGUUGUCGAUAGGCGGGCACUCCGCCCUAGUUUCUAAGGAUCAUGUCUGCGAGUCAGGAUUCCCGAUCCAGAGACAAUGGCCCCGAUGGAAUGGAGCCCGAAGGCGUCAUUGAGAGCAACUGGAAUGAGAUCGUUGACAGCUUUGAUGACAUGAAUCUCUCCGAGUCCCUUCUCCGUGGCAUCUACGCCUAUGGUUUCGAGAAGCCUUCUGCCAUCCAGCAGCGAGCCAUUCUUCCUUGUAUCAAGGGUUAUGAUGUGAUCGCUCAAGCCCAAUCUGGGACGGGGAAAACAGCCACUUUCGCCAUAUCGAUUCUGCAACAGAUUGAAUUAGAUCUAAAGGCCACACAGGCCUUGGUCCUGGCGCCCACUAGAGAGCUGGCUCAGCAGAUACAGAAGGUAGUCAUGGCACUGGGAGACUACAUGGGCGCCUCUUGCCACGCCUGCAUCGGGGGGACCAACGUGCGCGCCGAGGUCCAGAAGCUGCAGAUGGAGGCUCCGCACAUCAUCGUGGGCACCCCGGGCCGGGUGUUCGACAUGCUGAACCGCAGAUAUCUGUCUCCCAAGUACAUCAAGAUGUUCGUCCUGGACGAAGCCGACGAGAUGCUGAGCCGCGGCUUCAAGGACCAGAUCUACGACAUAUUCCAGAAGCUCAACAGCAACACCCAGGUGGUUUUGCUGUCUGCCACAAUGCCUUCCGACGUGCUCGAGGUGACCAAGAAGUUCAUGAGGGACCCCAUCCGGAUCCUGGUCAAGAAGGAGGAGCUGACCCUGGAGGGCAUCCGCCAGUUCUACAUCAACGUGGAGCGAGAGGAGUGGAAGCUGGACACACUGUGCGACUUGUACGAGACCCUGACCAUCACACAGGCGGUCAUAUUCAUCAACACCCGGAGGAAGGUGGACUGGCUCACCGAGAAGAUGCACGCGCGGGACUUCACCGUGUCCGCCAUGCACGGAGACAUGGACCAAAAGGAACGAGACGUUAUCAUGAGGGAGUUCCGCUCGGGCUCCAGCAGAGUGCUGAUCACCACUGACCUGCUGGCCAGAGGCAUCGAUGUGCAGCAGGUUUCUUUAGUCAUCAACUAUGACCUUCCCACCAACAGGGAAAACUACAUCCACAGAAUCGGUCGUGGGGGACGAUUUGGCCGUAAGGGUGUGGCUAUUAACAUGGUGACAGAAGAAGACAAGAGGACUCUGCGAGACAUCGAGACCUUCUACAACACCUCCAUCGAGGAGAUGCCCCUCAAUGUCGCUGACCUCAUCUGAGGGGCUGUCCUGCUACUAGGCCCCCCAGGAUUCAAUCUGGGGGGCUGAAGAGCAGCAGGAGGGGGGAGGGAAGGGAGUCAAGGGAUGGACAUCUUGUCAUUUUUUUUUUCUUUUUUUUUUUUCUUUGAAUAAAUGUCACUUUUUGAGGCAAAAGAAGGAACCGUGAA
Messenger RNA from Lontra canadensis (Northern American river otter), 1455 nucleotides. It is a transcript of the gene EIF4A1, whose product is annotated as eukaryotic translation initiation factor 4A1. The record is from RefSeq and is a predicted model, not a curated record. Gene Ontology annotation, molecular function: RNA helicase activity; translation initiation factor activity; ATP binding. Gene Ontology annotation, biological process: cytoplasmic translational initiation. Gene Ontology annotation, cellular component: cytoplasmic stress granule. NCBI's taxonomy places the organism in Eukaryota, Metazoa, Chordata, Mammalia, Carnivora, Mustelidae. The transcript has 11 exons. Bases 68 to 1288 code for a protein of 406 amino acids.